AACGAAUGAAACCUUAGAAAUUAAUUUAUCACACUUUUGCAGCACAUCACAAUCGUCGCGAUAACUCUGCCGUUUGUUUAUUGGUUUUUUGCAGCGGAACAAGUAAAAUAUAAUUCCCGCACAGCACACGUUAAGUAAUCCUAUCCAGUUAAUUUCCAAAGCGCACCCAGAGAUGAGUUACUUUGGGAAAUGACAUGGACAGCGAAGAAAUGUUUUCGAGAAGAAUAUUACUAAAACCGAAGGUAGUGUGUUCAUAAUGCAAAGCCAAACUAGGAAAUUGGUAGAAUUCAGGUUCCUCAUUGCGGUGGCAAUAUAUUUGCACGCGCUGGAGCAAUCGAUCCAGCAGUGCCAUUGUGUUCAUGGUUUCAGAAACAAUACGGAGAGCGCCGAGCUGGUUUCCCAUUACGAAUCGAGCCUCUCGCUUCCAGAUAUUCUUCCCAUUCCCUCGAAGACCUAUGACAAGAACCGGGCUCCCAAGCUUCUGGGCCAACCCACAGUAGUCUACUUCCAUGUCACGGUGCUGUCGUUGGACUCCAUCAACGAGGAGUCUAUGACCUAUGUGACAGACAUCUUCCUUGCACAAAGCUGGCGUGAUCCUCGCCUGCGGCUGCCGGAAAACAUGAGUGAACAGUAUCGCAUAUUGGAUGUGGACUGGUUGCACAGCAUUUGGCGGCCCGAUUGCUUCUUCAAGAACGCCAAGAAGGUCACCUUCCAUGAGAUGAGCAUUCCAAAUCACUAUCUGUGGUUGUACCACGACAAAACGCUGCUCUACAUGUCCAAGCUCACAUUGGUUUUGUCGUGCGCCAUGAAGUUUGAGUCUUAUCCACAUGACACACAAAUCUGCUCCAUGAUGAUUGAGAGUUUAUCCCAUACAGUGGAGGAUCUGGUUUUUAUCUGGAAUAUGACAGACCCACUUGUGGUCAAUGCGGAGAUUGAGUUGCCACAGCUGGACAUAUCAAACAAUUACACGACCGAUUGCACGAUUGAGUACUCAACAGGUAACUUCACUUGUCUGGCCAUUGUGUUCAAUUUGCGACGACGCCUGGGUUACCAUUUGUUCCAUACCUACAUUCCUUCGGCUCUGAUCGUGGUCAUGUCGUGGAUUUCGUUUUGGAUAAAACCAGAAGCGAUACCAGCUCGAGUCACCCUGGGAGUGACCUCACUGUUGACCCUGGCCACCCAGAACACACAGUCGCAACAAUCGCUACCGCCGGUUUCGUAUGUGAAGGCUAUAGACGUUUGGAUGUCAUCCUGCUCGGUAUUUGUCUUCCUCUCUCUGAUGGAGUUUGCGGUGGUCAAUAAUUUUAUGGGCCCAGUAGCCACCAAGGCCAUGAAGGGCUACUCUGAUGAGAACAUUAGUGAUCUAGACGAUCUAAAGUCUGCCUUACAGCAUCAUCGGGAAUCGAUUAUUGAGCCCCAGUACGAUACUUUCUGCCAUGGCCAUGCCACAGCCAUUUAUAUAGACAAAUUCUCGCGCUUUUUCUUCCCGUUUUCGUUCUUUAUUCUAAAUAUUGUCUACUGGACAACGUUCCUAUGAUGGAUGAUAGAUUCACCGAAGGAAUAGAACGCAAACAAUAAUAAUACCAAGCGCAUUUGUUUAAAAAUGUAUAUUAUCGUUUGUAAGCCACAAAUAAUUGCAUUAAAGUAUGUAUUAUAUUGAUUACCAUGUAGUGUAUAAAUAAAGGAAAGCGUUU
Molecule: messenger RNA, 1694 nt
Organism: Drosophila eugracilis
Lineage: Eukaryota; Metazoa; Arthropoda; Insecta; Diptera; Drosophilidae
Gene: HisCl1
Product: glycine receptor subunit alpha-4
Exons: 6
Coding region: 257-1537 (426 amino acids)
Biological process (GO): nervous system process; chloride transmembrane transport; regulation of membrane potential
Cellular component (GO): membrane; synapse; neuron projection
Molecular function (GO): transmembrane signaling receptor activity; extracellular ligand-gated monoatomic ion channel activity; neurotransmitter receptor activity
Source: RefSeq, a predicted model, not a curated record